AUGAUCAAGGAGCAGUUGGAAUUUUGCAAAGAAUUUUCAAGUCAGGAACACAAGCCACACUUUGACGUUGUUGUGAUUGGACAAGAGGAUCACGAAUGCCUCAGAUUCGAAGUUGGUGUCUCAAAUCGUAAUACCGUGCAGCUCCGUCUCACGUGUGGAAAGCUCAUUAUUUGUUUAGAUUUUGAAUAUAAUCUAGUUGGAAAAUUUCAUCCACACAAUGUUGAAAAUCACAGACGCAUGUCUGGAAUCGGACCCUACGCCCAAAAACAAAUCCCACAAAUUAAGCGGAAAAAUUUAUUUUUGGGAAAAGAUUUUAAAAAUUCCACAAUAGAAGCAAUUUGGAGAAUGAAACAGGAAAUGAGUUUGUGUCAGGAGCUUCAGCCCUUAAAGAGAGCAAAGGGAAGUGGCAUUAACACCAAAAAGUCUACCAACCACACAGGAGGAAGACAAAUAGAUGAACAGAAGCGUGUUUUCCUUGGCUGUGCCAGUCCAGAUAAACUGAAUUGA
Messenger RNA from Echinococcus granulosus, 507 nucleotides. RefSeq lists its product as hypothetical. Bases 1 to 507 code for a protein of 168 amino acids. NCBI's taxonomy places the organism in Eukaryota, Metazoa, Platyhelminthes, Cestoda, Cyclophyllidea, Taeniidae. The transcript has 4 exons. The record is from RefSeq and is a predicted model, not a curated record.